ACAAGUUUACGCGUUUACGCGUACAUGUAUUCACAUUUAAUUCAUAAGUUUGAACUUUCUUUUAAUCUGGCAUAAUUUAAGUCUGGUGCCACCUGGCCUACGGAAGUACUUGUUUCCAAGAUGUCGGAACGCUACAGUUUUUCAUUGACUACUUUUAGCCCAUCGGGCAAGCUGGUACAAAUUGAGUAUGCCUUGGCUGCUGUUGGCGCUGGGGCACCAUCUGUUGGAAUCAAAGCCACCAAUGGCGUUGUUCUGGCCACAGAGAAGAAACAAAAAUCUGUCCUUUAUGAUGAGCACAGUAUACACAAGAUAGAACAAGUGACUAGAGGCAUAGGCAUGGUGUACAGCGGCAUGGGACCUGACUUCAGGGUGCUGACAAGGCGUGCCAGAAAACUAGCCUCACAAUACUUUCUAACGUAUCAAGAACAAAUCCCUGUGGAUCAGCUGGUUCAAAAAGUGGCCAAUGUUAUGCAAGAGUUCACACAGUCUGGAGGUGUCAGGCCUUUUGGCGUUUCUCUUUUGCUAGCUGGCUGGAAUCAUGAUGAAGGCAAACCCUACCUCUAUCAAUGUGAUCCUUCUGGGGCACAUUUUGCUUGGAAAGCCACUGCCAUGGGCAGGAAUCAUGUCAAUGGAAAAACAUUUUUAGAAAAAAGAUACAGUGACAAUCUCGAGUUAGAGGAUGCUGUUCACACAGCUAUACUCACCUUGAAAGAAAGUUUUGAAGGCCAGAUGACGGAGGACAAUAUAGAGAUCGGUAUCGGUGACGUCAACGGCUUCCGUCGUCUUUCGCCCUCAGAGAUCAAGGAUUACCUGGCAUCAGUUUCCUAACCUGACACUGUUCAAAGUGUUGUUUUUUUUUAAACAAGUCUGAAUUUAAUUCACAUGGAAUUAUGUGUUAUUAUUACUCAUUAAAACAAUGUUUCACCAA
This is a messenger RNA of Biomphalaria glabrata, 928 nucleotides long. Its product is annotated as proteasome subunit alpha type-2-like. The record is from RefSeq and is a predicted model, not a curated record. The transcript has 7 exons. Gene Ontology annotation, biological process: ubiquitin-dependent protein catabolic process. Bases 121 to 828 code for a protein of 235 amino acids. NCBI's taxonomy places the organism in Eukaryota, Metazoa, Mollusca, Gastropoda, Planorbidae. Gene Ontology annotation, cellular component: proteasome core complex; proteasome core complex, alpha-subunit complex.